Molecule: messenger RNA, 1464 nt
Organism: Lachancea thermotolerans CBS 6340
Lineage: Eukaryota; Fungi; Ascomycota; Saccharomycetes; Saccharomycetales; Saccharomycetaceae
Gene: GCD10
Product: tRNA 1-methyladenosine methyltransferase subunit GCD10
Exons: 1
Coding region: 1-1464 (487 amino acids)
Biological process (GO): tRNA methylation
Cellular component (GO): nucleus; tRNA (m1A) methyltransferase complex
Source: RefSeq, a predicted model, not a curated record
AUGGAUCCCCUGAAGCACAUCACAUAUUACAACCAUGUGCUGGUAAGGCUUCCCUCGAACAACCUCAAGGUUUGCGAGCUAAAGCCCAACAGUGAUGUAUCGCUUGGCAAGUUUGGAGCUUUCAAGGUCAACGAUAUCAUUGGGUACCCUUUUGGCACCACGUUCGAAAUACAUUACGACAACGCAAUUGAGGCAUCAGCUCCGGACGCGGGCCCCUCGGGCGACGCGGCGCAAGAGGGAACAUCGUCUAAAGGUGCCCGUAAUAAGUUUAAGAUCCCUGUGGGCAGGCUCAGUGUUAUCGAGUCGAGACUGACGGCGAACGCCGCCGCCACGGGCCUCGGGUCUGAGGAAGAGGGGACUCCGCAGCGCGAGCUACAGCUUGUGGGAAACAGCGAUUCUAACAAGAACCUCAUUAAUAUUGGUAGUAGCAUUCAGAAGCUGAGUUCCGAGGAGAUUGAGCAAUUAAAGCAGCAAAGCGUCUCGAGUAACGAGAUCAUUUCCAAAAUGAUUGAGGCCCACGGAAGCUUUCACCAAAAAACCGUGUAUUCUCAGGAAAAGUAUCUUAAGCGCAAAAAGCAGAAGUUUGCUAAGUUCUUCACUGUUGAAUACAUGAGCAGCUCCGGGUUGCUACAGUACCUCAUCGAUAAGGGUGAUGUUCUCAGGGCAAUGGACUUAUCGGAGGAGAGUAUGGGCAUGAUUCUGAACCUGGCAAACAUAAGGUCCAACGGAACCUACCUAUGCGUGGACGAAACGGGCGGGCUCUUGGUCUACGCGCUGCUGGAGCGGAUGUUUGGUGGGGAGAACGAUUCGGCUGCCCAGGGGAAAAUUGUGGUUGUGCACGAGAACGAACACCCCAACCUCGACUUGCUCAAAUUCUCCAACUACACCGAGGAGUUCAUUCAGCAGCACGUAAAGACGGUUUCCAUCCUGGAUUACUUCGAGCCGCCUGUGACUGAGGAAGUCAAGGAGGCCUUCACGCCUUUGACGGACGAACAACUGAAAAGCUUGAAGAGCAAUAAAAAGGGUGCUUACUACCGGCGCUUAAAGUGGUACAACACGCAGCUGGAAAUAAUUGAAUGGGCCACCAAACAGCAAUACGAUGGGCUUGUUGUCGCAUCAACUCUACACCUGCCCACGUUUGUACCGAAGUUGGGGGAGCGUGUGCACGGGUCAAGACCAAUUGUGUGCUACAGUCAGUUUAAGGAAACUGUAUUGGAGCUGUCUCACACUCUAUAUAACGACCUACGCUACUUGGCGCCCACUAUCGUAGAAACGCGUUGUCGGCCUUUCCAGACCAUUAGGGGAAGACUGCACCCUGUCAUGACAAUGAGAGGCGGUGGAGGAUACAUGAUGUGGUGCCAUAAGGUAAUACCGGUGGGCGCGGCGGACGCUGCGCUGCAGCCCCGCCCAGAGGAGGCUCCUCAAGGCGCUGAGGCAGAGUCCAAGAAGCAGAAGACCGAGUAA